Canariomyces notabilis is the source of this 1540-nucleotide messenger RNA. RefSeq lists its product as uncharacterized. Gene Ontology annotation, molecular function: mRNA 3'-UTR AU-rich region binding. The record is from RefSeq and is a predicted model, not a curated record. Gene Ontology annotation, cellular component: cytoplasmic exosome (RNase complex); nuclear exosome (RNase complex). The transcript is spliced from 2 exons. Bases 142 to 1308 code for a protein of 388 amino acids. Gene Ontology annotation, biological process: U4 snRNA 3'-end processing; U1 snRNA 3'-end processing; TRAMP-dependent tRNA surveillance pathway. Lineage: Eukaryota; Fungi; Ascomycota; Sordariomycetes; Sordariales; Chaetomiaceae.
CAGGAAUUUCAGCAGCCCAGACAACCCCACUAACAAACCGCCGAGAGAGCUCUCCCUUCUUCAAGGGAGCUCUCUUCAACCCUUUCAACGGCGCGGUUCUUCGCAGCAACCAAUCCGCCGAAACCCCAAUUGCAUCCAAGUAUGGCAUCGGCACAGCACGUCCUCCUUUCCCCGGCCGAAUUAGCGUACCUGCACUCCUCCCUCUCCCUAACACCGCCCAUCCGGCCCGAUGGCCGGACGCCCACCCAGUUCCGGCCCCUCGUUGCCGAGACGGGCAUCCUACCCGGCACCAAUGGUAGCGCGCGUAUCUGUUUUGCCGACGGCACCGAGGCGAUUGUGGGAGUGAAAGCCGAGGUGGAGAAGACAAGGUCACGACACGACGACGAGACGGUGUUUGUGGAGGGAGCCGGCGAUGACGGCGAGGAAGAGGAAACGGACGAUAUUACAAGAACGGGGGAGUCUGACUGGAUAGAACUGACGGUUGAGAUCCCCGGUCUACGAGACGACGAUUCAGCAACCGCCUUCCUCGCCGCCAUGCUGAGCGAAGCGCUGCUCGCUGAUGGGGGGCUCGUGAAAAGGUUAUGGAUCAACCGACGGUUUCACUGGAAGCUCUAUCUCGACAUAAUCCUCAUCUCGCCGCCGUUGUCGUACCCUCUCCCCCUACUCUCGCUAACAACCCACUUAGCGCUGCUCUCAACCCGGCUACCGCGUCUCAAAUCCGAGGGCGACGAAGAUCCCUUUUUCGACGACGACUGGGCCGCCGCCCCAUAUCUCUACCCCCGCCAACAGACAGCCACGCCCACAGCCAAAUCGGCACCCCGCUCCCCCGCUACCCGCCCACCCAUAACCCUCCUCGUCAUGGCCGUAGCAAACAACAUACUCUUCGACCCCUCCAAGGAGGAACUGGCCGUUGCCGACGCGGCGCUUGCGGUUUCUGUCACCUCCUCCACCCGGUCUGACGAAAAUGACGACGGCGACGGCGACGACAGCAUGGACGUAAAAGAAAAGAAGGGGAGGAACCUGCGGCUGCUGUCCAUCAGGACCGUCGACCCGCCCUCGAGGCUCACUCCGCCCGGCGUGGCAAACUCGAGUAACGCUGCGUAUGGCGUUGCGGGCAACGGCAAUGGCAAGGCGACCGAGGGCAGGACCGCGGUGGCCGAAGGGGAGGCGGUCGUUGAGGGUGUGUGGAGGGCUCCCCGGGGCGGGGCGAAGAGAGCGGUUAUGGCGGCGCUGGUGCAGAAGGCGCUUGAACGGGGUGGAGUGGUGGAUGAGGUGUUUGAUGCCUUGGAGGGGGUGGAGUUGGGUUAGGGAAAGGGGGCAGUUGAACGAGUAGAGGGCAGAGAGAGAAGGGAAGGGCGGACAAUGGGUGACGGAAGCGAUCCCUUUUUACAUUUUCAUUUGCCGUCCAUAACCAGCCAGCCUACCCUCCCUCCCGAUCCGCCCCGUCCCAGAACUGUACUGUACAAUACCUUUGCAUGUACAAAGCCCGUUGUACACGGCUAGUUAGAGCCCCAAGGUUUACCAGAUACCCAUCCAUUUC